AUGGAUGCUCAAGUCUCCAGUGGCCGCUCACCGUCAGCCAACGGUGCCGUUGAAGACUUGCCCGUCUGUAACUACCAAGUCUUCCUCAGUUUCAGAGGACUAGAUGUUCGCCAUAACUUCAUCGAAUGCUUCUACGAUCACCUCAUAGGCUCCGGGAUUGUGGCAUUUAGAGACCGUGAAGAGAUCAAUCCCGGUGAAAGGAUCAACAACAAGAUCGUGGAAGCCAUCAAGCGUUCCGACAUCUACAUCCCUGUCUUUUCCAAGGACUUCGCUUCCACCGCAGCUUGCCUGAUGGAAGUUGCCCAGAUGGUGGAGACGGAGAAACCCAUUCUUCCCAUUUUCUACGGCGUCAAGCCCUGCGUUGUUCAAUACCGGCAGGGGAUGUAUGGAACGGCCUUCAUCAAGCACGAGGGACGUAGGGAUGCCGAGACAAUCACAAAGUGGAAGAAUGCUCUGGCAAAUAUUGCUGGGAUUUUGGCAUUUGAAUUGGAGGAUGUGGACAUGGGAUAA
This is a messenger RNA of Eucalyptus grandis, 510 nucleotides long. RefSeq names its product toll/interleukin-1 receptor-like protein. Lineage: Eukaryota; Viridiplantae; Streptophyta; Magnoliopsida; Myrtales; Myrtaceae. The record is from RefSeq and is a predicted model, not a curated record. Gene Ontology annotation, biological process: signal transduction. The transcript has a single exon. Bases 1 to 510 code for a protein of 169 amino acids.